Molecule: messenger RNA, 1248 nt
Organism: Rotaria sp. Silwood1
Lineage: Eukaryota; Metazoa; Rotifera; Eurotatoria; Philodinida; Philodinidae
Source: the annotation of a GenBank genome assembly
AUGUUUCCAUUAUAUUAUCAACAGCAACAACAAACAACUUCAUUUCCAACUUCAUUUCCAAAUGAUUUUCAAUAUGGUUAUCAACAUCCACAACAACAAUAUCCAUUCGAUUAUCGUCAACAACAACAACAAUAUUUCAAUUAUCAACAACAACAACAACAACAACAACACUUUUCUAAUUUAAAUAAAAUGCCAAUAGAUUGGCAACAAAAUAAUUGGUUGGGAGGAACAGUUAAUGGACAGCAUAUGCCACUACAACCACCACCAUUUCAAUAUCCAUUAAAUAAUUUAACAAUGACUGAGGUUCCAUAUCAUAUGAAUAGACAAUUACAAAAUCUUACAGAUAUACGUCAUAUAUCACGACGUGGUAUUCUUAAACGAACAGGUCAAUGGAUAACACCAAAAACACCAAUGACACGUCGUUUAGUUCAUUUUAUGCUUGAACAAUGGCAACCAUCAGUAUAUAAUAAGAAUAAGAAUAAGAAUAAGAAUAUGACCUCACAUGAAUUUCAGGGUAUGUCGAUAACGACACCGAUUCAAGUGAAUAAGAAGGAUCAUCAAAUUAAUGUAGAUUUAACAACAACAAGAAGAAGAGAAAAAAAACAUUCGCAAAAAAAGAAAACACCUGAAAAAGCUCAUCUGGACACAAUUCGUCGAAGAGAAAGGCAUCAAAAACAACGAGCAAUUAUACUCGAACAAAGUAAAGAACUAGGUCGAUUAAGUGAUAAUCGUUUUAAUCUUCUUCUCUCUCUAACAGAUAAUGAAGAGACUGAUAAGGAGCUUUCAGAGGUUGAUAAUGGAACAGAAACCAUGAAAGAUAAUGAACAACGAAACUUAUCAAAAAAAGAAAAACACAAUACUGGCACACAAAAGAAUGGAGUCAGUAAAAAGAGACAAGCUAAAACAACAACAGAAGUUCUCAUCACAAAUGCGCGUGGUAAUAACCAGCGUCAAGUAAAUGUAUCUAAUCUUGAAAUAGAACAGGAAAUUAAUAUUUUAAAUGAUACAGAACAAAAUGAUACAGAACAAAAUAAUGUUGAACAAUCAUCAACUAGUAAAGAUAAACGAAAAAUUAAGACCUAUUUGCAAGGUUUCAAGAUUCUCGCUUAUCUCAAAGAUAGAGUAAAUAAUGAUCAAAAAUUGAAAUUCGAUUUAAAAGAUGCUUUCAAUGAAGUGUGCGCCUAUGCAAAGAAUACUAUUGAAACAUAUGAUAAAUGGGUACAUGAUCAUUAUGAAGCCCAAGUAUGA